Molecule: messenger RNA, 1875 nt
Organism: Pecten maximus
Lineage: Eukaryota; Metazoa; Mollusca; Bivalvia; Pectinida; Pectinidae
Exons: 3
Coding region: 1095-1517 (140 amino acids)
Source: RefSeq, a predicted model, not a curated record
UUCUGUUAAAAAACAACACCUGCAUUUAACGUGUGCACUCAAUGAAAAUGAAUCAUAGACCUACCUCCAAUCCUGGCUAUAAUGGCGUGCUGGUGUCCGUGUCCCGGGCAUUUAGCAAGAACACGGUCUCCAACUCGAUAUGCAUCCAAGUCUUUCCUUGGCUGAAUAACAUUUGACAAACUUAAUACAUUCCCUUGUUUGAAGUUGUCUACUUCCCAAAGGAAUAUUCCAAUAACUGCUUUUGCCAUCGCAAAUCUUCAAAAAUCAAGCGCUUCACUGUGUUGUGUAACAGAAUCUUCUUGAAGGCGAUUUGAAAGAAACGUAAGCGUGUGCACGUGACUUUCAGGUCGCACAGCCAGUGGAUCGGUCAGUGGACCCCCAUCGUGUUUAUACUCUCCAACCAGAUUAACCUCUACAAAGGACUUUAAGCAAUGUUUUUUUCCGUAAAUAUACUAGAUCUCCAUAGCGAAGCAAAGAAGAAAAAUGCAUUUUUCUUACAAUUAACUUUAACUAGUUUCUUCUUCUUCUCCAAUUUGUUUUAUGUCCUUUGUGUUCAGUACCUAUUUAUAUAUAUAGACCCUCUACCGUAAGGCAUGCCCCUCCCAGGUCUUUGUAAACCCCGGAUCGACAUGUUUGUAUGCAUAUGUACUGUACAUACACAUUCACAUUCACGGCUGGUCAAGAUAAUUUGAUGGUCACAGAGCAGGUAACUGAAGACAAUUUACGUGACUUUUCGUUAACCAAAUCCAAUUAUUCAUUAUUCUCAUAAUGCUUUAUUAAUUACAUAAAAUAAUAACUUUAUCCAUUGUAUAUAUGUUGAGCUCCUGCCGCCUUGCGAUCCACACAAAGCCUUUUUGGUUCAGACAUGUUCGAUUCGUCACCCUCCUCGGAUAUUUAAUAAUGAAGAAGAAGAAAUUGUACGAUUUAUGUAGUGUGCCAACUAAUUAUGAAUUUCAUUCAUUUAUUUUUUCAUAAUUUAACAAGAGAUCUGUAUACACAUGUACAAAAUACAUCCUGGUACGUUUUUUCUUCACAAAAUGUAGAUCUACAAGCCGUAAAUCACACGGUUAACUAUAGCUGCAUAUUGGCGAGGAAUGGAUCCGAGUCGCAUUGACAUUGACUCAUGUUUGUGUCCAGACGGCAAGUGGCAGUGUCCAGUGGGAGACUGCAAUCAAAAACUAUCUCGAAAGCAAACUUUGAAGCAACACAUAACAUCGUUACACGAUAUAGACGUGAGAUGGGAAGUAAAACAAUACAAGCUGUAUGAGUUCGACCAAUCAAUACCUGUCCCCAGAAGUACACAGGCAUGGAAAAGGAAGCGGCUACGUGAGACUUCAACUUGCAGUUCAUCAGCAUCACCAGAGAAGCCACCAGACAUUGGAGAAGUGAGAGAUAUUAGUGAACAAAUUACAUGUAGUUCAGACUCCGAUAUGGAAAUUUGUACCUCAGGCUCUGAUAUAGAGCAUGCUUAUACUGACCAUGAUGACGAUGAAGCAAACGACGAUGAAAAUAGAUAAUAGUGAAACACAUCCAGGAGCAGUCGGUGAUGAUGCACCUUUAUAUGUGAUACCUCCGCAAAAUGAUCUUUUUUCAUCUCCAAUAUCACUGAAAGAUCACAUUCUUGUUUCUUGUGCAUUAAUGUCAAGACACAAUACAUCAGAUACUAUGUUCAAACACCAACUACAGUAUCUAAGACUUCAUCUUCCUGCAACCACUAUCAUAGAGCCUAAUGUUGACAAACUCAAGCAAAUGUGUGGAUUUGAAGACAGUUUUAUGGAAUUUUAUAAAUUUUGUAACAUUUGCUCAAAGGUGUUUCCAGACCAAAACAGUGAAUGUCAAACACCAAACUGCACUGGCAGGAAGAAAGAAAGUAGU